Molecule: messenger RNA, 1758 nt
Organism: Uncinocarpus reesii 1704
Lineage: Eukaryota; Fungi; Ascomycota; Eurotiomycetes; Onygenales; Onygenaceae
Exons: 4
Coding region: 1-1758 (585 amino acids)
Source: RefSeq, a predicted model, not a curated record
AUGCUUGGAAAAACAAAGACUCUCUGCCUUUUGGCAAUCUGCCUCCUCGCCGACAGCGCACAAUCCCUUGCCACACCUCCUAAUCUCAACAAUCUCGAGCCCAGACAGGAGCCCAGGUACAAGGCAGUUGCGGCCAUUGCCCAGAAACGCCGCAAUGACGCGCUCAACGCCUUCAUGCCCAUGCCUGCUGUCAACCAGACUGAACUCGGCAACGAUGUUCGUCCCUAUCUCCUGACUUCGGGCUUGUUGAGCAAGGACGAGAUCAAGAUCAUCAAACUUGAUGCUAAGGCUUUGGUCCGAAAAAUGAGGAAUCAGGCUCUGACCUCGGUGCAAGUGACAACGGCGUUCUGCAAAGCCACCGUCAUUGCGCAGAACUUGACAAACUGCGUGACUGAAGUCUUGUUCAAAGAGGCCUUGGAGAGAGCUAAAUUUCUCGACGAGCACCUCAACAGAACUGGAGAGCCACUUGGUCCGCUCCACGGACUGCCAAUCUCUCUCAAGGACACCUUUGUCACGCCAUCUCACCCCUCCUCCAUUGGCUUUGCUGCUUUCGCCAACGAGCCAACCGCCAACAAGUCCGUGAUUGUUGACAUGCUCGAAAACCUGGGUGCCGUCCUCUACGUGAAGACCAACGUUCCCACCGCCAUGUUGAUGGGUGAAACUAUCAACAACGUCUGGGGCGAGACAGUAAACCCUAUUCACAAGAAACUUACUCCUGGCGGUUCUUCUGGCGGUGAAGGUGCCAUUGGAGCCAUGCGCGCUUCUCCAUUGGGUGUUGGCACCGAUGUUGGCGGUAGUAUCCGUAUCCCUAGCGCCUACACCCACUUGUACGGCCUAAAACCUUCUCUUGGACGUUUCCCCACGUGGGGAGCUAAGCCAGCUAUUGCCGGUCAAGAUAUCAUCUACUCCGUUUCUGGACCCAUGUCCCAUUCACUAGAGGCGGUUAAGCUUUUCGCUGAAGCCGUUCUUUCCGAAGAAGCUGCCCCCUGGACCCUUGACCCGAAGAUGAACCCGAUGCCCUGGAGAAGGAGAGUGCUCCCCGACGGCGCCAAGCUCAAGUUUGGUAUCCUGCCUUGCAACGAUGGUAUCGUAACGUGCCACCCGCCAGUUGAAAGAGCUUUGAAGAUUACUGCCAAGGCCUUGAAGGAUGCUGGCCAUGAGGUUGUCGACUGGGCUCCGGUCAAUCCCCAGGGCGUAGAAGCUCUCACCACUCAGGUUUUCACUCUGACCGGCUCCGACGCUGUCCUGCCCCUGCUCAAGGCGUAUGACGAGCCCUUGUUGGGUGUCCUGAAGCUCUUGUUCCCUGGUGGCGAAACCGUUCCACAGCUUACCCCUGCAAAACUCCGUGAACUCAUUAUCAACCGCAAUCAGCUCCAGAAGGACAAUCUGGACCAGUGGAGAGCGACUGGGGUUGAUGGCGUCAUUGCACCUGCGAAUGUCCCUGCUGCAGCCCGCCUGCAGAUGGAUCCCCAGAAGGUGUAUGGAGGUUUCACUGGUUUUGGUAACGUUAUGGAUCUUACCGGAUGCACAUUCCCCGUUACCUACGCUGAUAAGAACCUGGAUCCCAAGAGAGGAUCGGACUGGGUUCCCAAUGGCUUGAGAGACGAGUUUGUCCAGAGUGACUAUGACCCCGUGUUCUGGGACGGUGCUCCCGUCGGGCUCCAGGUGAUUGGCCAGAGACUGGAAGAAGAGAAGGUGCUCGAGAUGACCGAGAUCAUUGCCAACGCGGUCCAGUUCAAGGACCGGGUGUACGGAUAA